AUGGUAUCUUCUGACCUCCCGGCCCUCCGCGUCAAUGAAGUCUGCCCGGGAUGCGGAAUCGCCAUGCAAUCCUCCGACCCCGCGCUCCCGGGGUUCUUCUUGCUCCCCUCCGCAAAAUCCCCCGACUACCGCGCGCGCCUCGCGCGCGUCACCGUCGACGACACCCGAAUAUCCGCCUCCCUCAAGUCCGGUCACCUUCGGGAGGACUUAGAGCCGUCGGGGGGCUACAAGCCGGCCGCGGCGGCGGCUGAGACGGCGGAGGCCAAGGGAGAGGGCAAGGUGUUGGUGUGCGCGCGAUGCCACUCGCUGCGCCACUACGGCCGCGUCAAGCAUCCGGACGCCGAGCGGCUCCUCCCGGACUUCGACUUCGUCGCCGCCGUCGGCCCGCGCCUCGCGUCGCCUUCCGGGGCCAGGUCACUAGUGCUGCUCCUGGCGGACGCCUCUGACUUCGAUGGCUCGUUCCCGCGCGCCGUCGCGCGGUUGGUGGCCGCAGCCGGCGAGGCCCACCGCGCGGACUGGAAGCACGGGGCCCCGGCCAACCUCCCACGCGCGCUGCUCGUGGUCACUAAGCUCGACCUGCUCCCCACGCCGUCGCUGUCCCCGACGAUGUGCACGCGUGGGCGCACUCCCCGCGCUCGCGCCGGUGCGGGUUCCGACCUUCGGCUCGCUGGGGUGCACUUGGUUAGCGCCGCGCGCGGAUGGGGCGUCCGCGACCUGCUCGAACAUGUGCGCGAGCUCUCCGGGACGCGCGGCAAUGUCUGGGCCGUGGGUGCGCGGAAUGUUGGCAAGUCAACGCUGCUCAAUGCGAUUGCCAGAUGCUCUGGCAUAGUCGGGCGACCCACCUUGACGGAGGCUCCAGUUCCGGGAACGACCCUUGACGUGAUUAAGCUAGACGGCGUUCUUGGCGCUCAAGCGAAGCUGUUUGAUACUCCUGGACUUCUCCAUGGGCAUCAGUUGACAUCUAGACUGACGAGCGAGGAGAUGAAGUUGGUUCAAGUGAGAAAGGAGAUGAGUCCCAGAACUUACAGAAUAAAGACAGGACAGUCUAUACAUAUUGGUGGACUGGUGCGCCUGGAUGUUGAAGAGUUAACUGUAGGAUCGAUUUAUGUUACAGUUUGGGCAUCACCACUUGUCCCACUUCACAUGGGAAAGACAGAAAACUCAGCAGCAUUGAUGAAAGAACACUUUGGCUUACAACUACAGCCUCCCAUAGGCCAGGAGCGGGUAAAGGAGCUUGGUAAAUGGGUGAGGAAACAGUUCAAAGUUUCUGGGAACAGUUGGGAUACAAACUCUAAGGAUAUAGCCAUUGCUGGUCUUGGCUGGUUUGGAAUUGGGCUGAAAGGAGAGGCGGUGUUAGGAUUAUGGGCCUAUGAUGGUGUUGAUGUCAUCUCCAGGAGCUCCUUAGUCCAUGAGAGAGCUUCAAUUUUUGAGGAAGCUGGUUUCACGGUUUCACAGAUUGUUUCUAAGGCAGAUAGCAUGACCAAUAAGCUGAAGAGCACCAAGAAGCCAAACAAGGAGAGAACGAGAAGUGCUUCUCCCGUCACAGAGCCGGAAGCUUCAGAACCUGCUUCCAACAUAGAUGCUUGA
Messenger RNA from Miscanthus lutarioriparius, 1587 nucleotides. Lineage: Eukaryota; Viridiplantae; Streptophyta; Magnoliopsida; Poales; Poaceae. The record is from the annotation of a GenBank genome assembly.